AGGAAUCCCAUUAUCAAUGACAGGUACGCGGUGCGGCUUGUUGAGGGCUUCAAAUACGGCGCUGAGCGCCCAUGUCAGGAUGCUAUCGCGUCCUCUCCUCUCCCUUUUGAAGUUCGAAGAGCCAAGCACAGUGCAAGAACUGGGGCCAAUAUGGGUCAAGACGAAAUCCGUGACACCAGACACGCCUCAGUUGACGAGGACGUGCCGGAGAAGGGAGCGUACAGGGAUGCCGACAAGGCGCUCGAGUUCCUCAAGUACAACGAGACGGGAGAUGAGCAGUCUCUCGUCAAUGAACCGGCGCUGGUGAGGAAGAUUGACUGGAUGAUCGUGCCCAUCAUGUUUGCUUGCUACUUCUUACAGUACUUGGACAAGUCGUUGCUCAACUACGCCGCCGUCAUGGGUAUCUUCGAGGACGCCAAUCUUACCACUCAGCAAUAUGGCACGCUGUCUUGGCUCUUCUACCUCGCCUUUCUGAUCUUCGAGUUCCCACACGCAUUCAUGAUGCAGCGUCUGCCUCUAGCAAAGUACCUCGGGACUAUGGUGUGUUUAUGGGGCACAGUUGUCGCAUGCACUGCCGCAUGCAAUUCUUACGCCUCGUUGGCCGCAUGCCGUUUUCUGCUGGGCAUGUUCGAGUCGGCUAUCAGUCCAUCCCUCAUCCUAGUCACCGCAAUGUGGUACAAGCGGCACGAGCAGCCCAUGCGCAUAGGCUUCUGGUACAUGGGCGUGGGGUGCGCCGUCAUGACCGGCUCCCUGAUCUCCUUCGGCUUCCAGCACUACACCGGCGACCGCUUCAACAACUGGCAGAUCAUGUUCCUCGUGGUUGGCCUCGUCACCAUCUCCGCCGGCAUCACCGUGAUCCUCUUCCUUCCGGACAACCCCAUGUCCAGCCGGCUCUCGCACGCUGAGAAAAUCAUAGCCGUCGAACGUCUCCGCGAGAACAACACCGGUAUCGAGAACAAGCACUUCAAGCCGUACCAGCUCGUUGAAGCGCUGCGGGACCCGCAGGUCUGGUUGCUGGCGUAUAUCACCACGGCUGCUAGUAUCCCGAAUGGCGCCGUGAGCUCGUUCCAGAGCGUACUUAUCUCGAGCUUCGGAUUCUCGGAUAAAGUGACGGCGCUGCUGCAGAUUCCGGGUGGUUUUAUUGCAGUCGCCAGUGUGAUUGCGGGUACGCAGAUCGCGGGCAGGUACAACCGCCGUGGUGCGAUGCAGAUCGUCUGGACAGCGCUUGGGGGUAUCCUCGGCGGAGGUCUGAUCGCAUUUCUCCCGACAAGUAACCGCGCUGGAAGACUCGUGGGCAACUACUUCACGCAUCUCACCGGCGCCUUCCUGCCGAUGUCAUACUCGUUCGCAGCUUGCAACUUUGCUGGUCACACUAAGAAAGUCACCAUGAACGCCAUCUUGCUCAUGUCGUUCUGCCUCGGAAACAUCCUCGGCCCGCUUACUUUCCGCGACGACGACGCGCCGGAAUUCACGCCCGCGAAAGUAACGAUCGUGGCCGUCGAUUCUACCGUCGUCGUUGCCGUCGUCCUCCUGCUUCUGUAUUACAGAUGGGAGAAUAAACGGAGGGAUAAGGUGGCUCUUGAGCAUCAGCAGGAUAUUGAGUUUAGCGACUUGACGGACAAGGAGAACAGGGAAUUGCGGUACAAGUUUUAGGGGAGAGGAGCUGGAUUAUGGGGCUGGAUUCUGUGUGCCCGGGGAGUACUAGCCUUUUCGCUAACAGAACGCGAUGUUGAGGAGAAGAAUACUCUCUAGACCGCAGCACUGGCUUCCUGUUGCCGGUGUAAACGUUCGACCUGAUCUCUUCGGAGGGGAUUGGAACGCUAACAAUAGAAAUGGAAGAGCGACCUCAGUUCUUAACACAGCUCCCAGGAGAAUGCGCCGUGACGAAGUUGACGAAAGCGAUAAUGAGUUUUUCGCCGCCCAUUUUCUUACCUUAUUAGAUACGCAUAUUUCGCACCUUUCAAUGUCGUAUGUCUACUACUUUUGUGCACGGAAGUACGACCGUUAGCAGCCUCAGGUGGAGAAGUGCUAUGCUCGAGCGAGUUUACUUGCGAU
Trematosphaeria pertusa is the source of this 2055-nucleotide messenger RNA. RefSeq names its product MFS general substrate transporter. Gene Ontology annotation, biological process: transmembrane transport. Gene Ontology annotation, cellular component: membrane. NCBI's taxonomy places the organism in Eukaryota, Fungi, Ascomycota, Dothideomycetes, Pleosporales, Trematosphaeriaceae. The record is from RefSeq and is a predicted model, not a curated record. Gene Ontology annotation, molecular function: transmembrane transporter activity. The coding region runs from base 151 to 1653 and encodes 500 amino acids. The transcript has 3 exons.